AUGCUGGGUCAUACAGUCAAAGAGCUGCUGAUUGACAAAGGUGGAGAAUUUGACAGUAAGGAAGUUAAGGACAUGCUGCAAGCAGAAGGUGUUACUCAGAGGGUGACAGCACCCUACACAUUACAACAAAAUGGUGGAACUGAAAAGAUGCGUCCAAUACACUUUGACGUGUCUACAGCGUUCUUGUAUGGAGAACGAGAAGAAAUAAUAUUCAUGCAACAGCCAGAAGGAUAUAAUGAUGCCACAGAUGACAUAUUAGAUUGCUACAGCGAUGCAGACUUCGGAGGUUUCAACAAAACAGGACGGUCAACAUCUGAUGUACUUAUUACACAUGCAGAUGGAGCUAUCUCCUGGCUCAGCCAAAGACAGGCAGUGACUACAACAUCUACAACAGAAACAGAGCUGGUAGCUGCAAUAGAAGCUGUGAAGGAGAUUGUCUGUGUAGACUUUAGAGGGAUGAGAAAGCUGAGUGAAGUUCCAGUCCUUAAGGUUGACAAUCUGGCAACAGUGAAACUCGCACACAACCCAGAGUUCCAUCAUCGCACUAAACAUAUGAAAAUAGAGUAUUUCUUUGUCCGAGAAAAGGUUUCUGAUACAGUUGUGGAACCAUACAAUGCCACGUUGUCGGUACAUCAGUUACUGGAAAAUACUGAUGCAACAUACUGUAUCGACAACGAAGCCCUGUAUGACAUCUGCUUUCGAACACUGAAGCUGGCAGAACCAACUUAUGGUGAUCUGAAUCACCUUGUCUCCUUAACGGUGUCUGGUGUUACGGCGUGCCUCAGGUUUCCGGGACAGUUGAAUGCGGACUUGCGCAAAUUAGCAGUUAAUAUGGGUCCUUUCCCACGCCUGCAUUUUUUCAUGCCUGGGUUUGCCCCACUGACGGCUCGUGGCAGUCAGCGGUAUAGAGCCCUCACUGUUCCAGAGCUUAUGCAACAGAUGUUCGAUGCUAAGAACAUGAUGGCAGCUUGUGAUCCUCGCCAUGGUCGAUACUUGACUGUUGCAGCUAUCUUCAGAGGUAGAAUGCCCAUGAAAGAAGUGGAUGAGCAGAUGCUAAACAUCCAAAACAAAAACAGCAGCUACUUUGUAGAAUGGAUCCCACAUAAUGUUAAAACUGCAGUGUGUGACAUUCCACCCUGUGGGCUCAAAAUGUCUGCUACGUUCAUUGGAAAUUCUACUGCUAUUCAGGAGCUCUUAAAGCGCAUAUCUGAGCAGUUUACUGCUAUGUUCCGCUGUAAAGCUUUCCUUCAUCGGUAUACUGGAGAGGGGAUGGAUGAAAUGGAGUUUGCUGAAGCAGAGUCGAAUAUUAAUGACUUGGUGUCGGAGUACCAACAAUAUCAGGAAGCUACUGCAGAUGAAGAUGUUGAAUUUGAUGAUGAACAAGAGGAAGAAAUGGAAGAUGAAAAGUAGCGGGACAUUGUUCUAUUUUUGGCUGUACAUAAUGUAAUUAAAGCAGCUGGUGAAUUUGACGUUCCAGCUUUUUGUAAAGAU
Molecule: messenger RNA, 1491 nt
Organism: Schistocerca nitens (vagrant locust)
Lineage: Eukaryota; Metazoa; Arthropoda; Insecta; Orthoptera; Acrididae
Product: tubulin beta chain-like
Exons: 4
Coding region: 1-1410 (469 amino acids)
Biological process (GO): mitotic cell cycle; DNA integration; microtubule cytoskeleton organization
Cellular component (GO): cytoplasm; microtubule
Molecular function (GO): GTPase activity; GTP binding; nucleic acid binding
Source: RefSeq, a predicted model, not a curated record